Molecule: messenger RNA, 12578 nt
Organism: Bursaphelenchus xylophilus (pine wood nematode)
Lineage: Eukaryota; Metazoa; Nematoda; Chromadorea; Rhabditida; Aphelenchoididae
Source: the annotation of a GenBank genome assembly
AUGCACCGUCGUUGGGACGGCGCCAACAUCUUCGUCCUCUACGUUGCUUGCCUGGUAAGUGGGGCGUGAUUCUUGUCACACUUAAAUUUUGAUGAAACUUGGCGCAAAUUUAGACUAAUUUUUUCAAGACAUAUAAGAUUUCUGGCUCGCGCUUUGCAGAAAAAACCGAGAUUUUGAGAAAAAAAGUUGGAAAAAUGUUUUUUUUUGAACUCUGCCAUAAAAAAUUUUAAGCUUAUUUCUACUGAUUUCAAUAAAAAAUCAAUUUUUUCUGCGCGAAACUGGCGAAGAUACGGCCAAAAAUGGUCUUCUUUCGGACCGCUCUCCGCAUUUCGCGUGCUCUCUCGGCCCGCAAAGAUCGUUUAAUUUCUCGGCGCUGCUUUCAAAUCGCGAGAUGAAAAUUUUAGGAAUUGAUAUGCGGCUUAUGCCUGACAUGUGUGAAAAGUUUCAUCAAAAUCCGAGGGUCGCACUUGGAGUACUCUCCUGUAAAUUUCGAAGGCGUAUACAACCAUUUUUUAAACCCUAAGGUACCCACAAUUUUUUAUCUGCACCUUGAGUUAUACUACUAGUCGUAUACGACCACUUUUUACACCGCUGCUACAUUUUGAACGGGUGGAAAACGCAUUUUUUGAACACGUUUUGAUUUAAGCCCCGAGGGAAAAUAUGGUCAUUAUGGUCAAUAAAAUAUGGUCAAAUAUGGUAAAAAAGCGUUUUUCAUAUAUCCGUUCCCCUUAUUUCGGUAUUCUCAUUCGUUGAAUAUCUCAGCUGCGCUUGCAAAAUGUCUAACUAAAGUUUUUAAAAAUUGAUAUGUGGCCUAGAAAAAGGGUAUGCGAAAAAAAUCACAAAAACAUGAAUGCUCCCCAAAAACUGAAUUUUACCUUUGAAGUCAAUAUCUGUAUGUAGAAAAUGUAUUUUUAUUCAUAUUCAUUUCAGAAAUGCGUUCUUGCCCAGUUCACAAUCCCUCCAAUAACCCCCAUGACUUUCCCAACUCUACCAACUCUACCAACCCUCGCUCCGAUGACAUUCCCAACCCUGCCUCAGCUGGGUGGUCUGCAGCCAAUCACGGCGCCCCCAAAUCUUCCCACAAUCGCCACUGCAGCGCCAGUUGCAGAUCCCGUUGCAAACAUGGCUUCUUCAACGUCUUCAACGUUGUCGCCAGCUAUAGGAACUCCAAUCACCUUGCUUCCCGGUAGCGAUACAACUGUUUCUCCGUUGUUUACUCUGCCUACUAUUCCCGCGUUAUUACCGGUUACAACGACUAUUGUGCCUUUGGCUGCGACAACGUAUACGCCGCUUAUGGGGAUUGAUGGGAAAUAUCAGAUAAAAGUAAGCACAGUGGCGGACCUGAUCCAGUGGCCAAAAACAUACCGUUUUGAAUCCGGGAAGUAUCAAAAAGUGGCAAAAUACCUCCAUUUCCAAGUGACAGACUCCGAUUUCAAAAGCGCACCCGCUCUUUUUGUGAGGGUGCAAAAUGGCACGUUUUUUGCCACUGGAUCCGGUCCCUCUGUAAAUGCAAAAAAACUUAUGGAAAGAAUACCAGUCUGUCGGGAAAAUAAUGAGGGCAAUGUCGCUGCGCCGAUCGUGUCUCUGAAGUGAAAAGAGCUUUGAUUUUGGCGCGAGACAAUUAAUUUUUUUCGGCUGCGAUUGUCACGGCGACAGAACGCUCAUUAUUUUCCCGACAGACUGAUAUUUCGUCCACAAAAAUAUGACAUUUUCAGGUUGGUCUCCUCUUCCCCAACAACACUCUCUAUGUCCGCCAAAAAGAGGGCUUCGGCCAAUCGGCCCCAGCUCUCUCCGUGGCCUUGGAUCGGAUCCAAUCGGAAGGAUUGCUGGCCAAUGUCAACAUCUCAUUCGUCUGGUACAUGGACGAUUGCUCGUCAACAAAAGCGGCCGGAUUUGUGGCCCGGUUGAUCAAUGUGGACAAGGUUUCGGCGAUUCUCGGACCUCCUUGCUCAGUUAGUAAGUUUGUUUUCGGAAUUUGGGAUUUUAAAUAGUGAUCAGAGCUGAUAAAUAUUUGUUUUUUUAGGUGCAUUAGCAGCGGCGUCCGUGGCGUCGUAUCAAAAUUUACCUCUGGUUUUGUGGGGGGCUGGAGUGUCCUCACAAUUCCUCAACGUCGAAAGCUUCCCGUCGCUGAUGAGUGUCGUUACCAACACAUUUCCGUAAGUUCGCAGCGAGCUGUUGCGGUGAUUUUACAUGGCUGGAAACUUUUGAGUCAUCCUAAUAAGAUUUCCCAGAAGUCUUGCAAAUUUUUGGACCCGAAAAUUAAAGUCCCAUUUCGAGGGCCUAAAUCACUGCACUCCUUAAGCUUUGAUACUGUUAAAACCGCCAAUUCUUACACUUAAAAAUACCUUAAAAAUUUUAACCAACCAGAUGCCCUACGGGAUAAUAAUUGAAAUUCUAUAAUACCAUCCCCUUCUGAGAAGGGCUAAGAAAAAAGUUUGUUCUUUGGUGAGACAGUUGGACUUACAAUUAGCUCCUCAUAUACGAUUUAGAAGCGCUUUGUCUGAGCUUCAAACACGUAUCCAACAUACCCCGUAAUGCGUUUUAAAGUUCACAGGAAUUCGCUCAAAUCGGCGACCCAAAAAUUUGCAAGACUUACCCUAAUAUCAGUCUGUCGGGAAAAUAAUGAGCACUCUGCCGCGUCCAAAAUCGCAUCAAAAAUGAAUUGCAUCGCAAAAAAAUCGAUUUUUUUUCUCUUCAACGACAUGAUUGGCACAGCGACAUAGCUCAUUAUUUUCCCGACAGACUUUUCAUAUUUUCUUUUUCAGCAUCGGUUUCGCUAUCAACGCUCUGUUAGGUUAUUUCAAGUGGACCGAGUUUGCCCUUCUUUACUCAACGUAUGAGUAUCUGAGUUUCUGCAACGAACUUCAAAUGGAUAUAGAGGUUUGUCAAGCUUUCUUAUCAGUCUGCCGGGAAAAUAAUGAGAAUUCUGUCGCAUUAAAAAUAGCAUGACCGAUGAGAAAAUGAAUGGUGUCAUCAUUGCUUCAAUUUGUUUUUCAUUUUAGCGACGCGAUCCGCGUAGCGACAUUGUUUCAUUAUUUUUUGUUCUUCCGGCAGACGAAUACCGCGUCCCGAGUUUUCGGGUAGCAACAGUUCGGGUCAGCAUGCUGUGGAUCGUGUCGGUUCGUUGUGUGCAUGGGGGAGGCUAGGAGAAUGCUGAUUGUUGGUAAACAGAAACAAUAAGAUUGAUUGGGUCCUAGGAUGGCUUGGUAACUAUUUUGAGGUGACAUGCGGUCACAUCCGUAAUAUUUAGAGUUGUAUGAAUGGAGGAGGCUAGGAGAAGGCUUAGUGAGUAGAAAUAAUAAGAUUGAUUGGGUCCUAGGAUAGCUUAGGACCUAGUUUGAUGUAUUUUACAUGUACUCACAUCAACAACAUCAAGAUAGAAGUCACGGAUCUUAAUUUUUUGCCCUCAAAUUUUGGUCUUUUAUUAUAUGUUUCAAUUACUCAGGGUAAUGAAAACUAACGUUAGUAAUAGCUACAAAUAGAAAAAGUGGGCAUAUUGAAAAUCUUCGCCAAGUCUCCGCCGACCCUUCAACAACCAUCCAGCGGAUUUGCAAUGCCUCGCAGGACUUCCUAAAACCUUUUUUUGGGUGUCUACCUGCCCUGCGCCCCGUGUCAAUCAAUUUUCUGUUGGCCCGGACUGUCGCUGAAGUCUUAGCGCCGAUAGAACCAAUCAUCAUUGAACGUACAGCGGGGGAUCUGAUCCAGAGGCAAAAACGCUCCAUUUUGCAUCAUGGGAGUAUCAGAAAAUGUAGUAAAAUGACUCCCCUCCAAGUGAAAAAACUCAGAUUUCAAAAGCGCGCCCGCUCUUUUUGUGGGGAAAAGGCGCACCCUUCAAACGAAGCUUUUUACUUGGAGAGGGAGGCAUUUUGCUACAUGUUUUGAUACUUCCCGGAUAUAAAAUGGUACGCCUUUUGUCACUGGAUCAGGUCCCCCACUGUAUUUUGCAAUUGUUAAAUCUUCAGAAAGCAAUUCAAGUGAGUGGAUCCGGCGCCUACAUCUCGUACCGGCAUUACAUGAAGCCAAAUAGUCAAAACUAUCGGACUUAUCUCCGGAAGAGCAAACAGCUCGCAAGAAGUAGGUUAUUCUUGUCGUAACACGGUGGAAAAUCGAUCAUAUUUUACAAACUAUGUUUUGUAAAAUGCUUUGUUAAUAAUACCAAAUUUCAGUUUUUGUCGUGUGCACUGAAUUCGCCAACGAUCAGCGCGAUUUCAUGCUGGCGGCUUAUGACGAAGGGAUGGCGACGGACGAAUAUGUCUACAUUUUUACUGCACUCGCCAACUACGGAAUCCAAACGAAUGGGGAGAGGCAAACAAAAAAUACGGACGUCUGGAGAAAUACCACAGCCAACGAUGGAAGAGAUGAUGAUGCAUAUCAGAUUGCUAAGCGAUCGUUCACGGUGAGUAUUACUAGCUACAGUGAGGGACCUGAUCCAGUGGCAAAAAACGUAUCAUUUUGCAUCCGGGAAGUGUCAAAAAUGUGGCAAAAUGCCUCCAUCUCCAACUAAAAAAAACUCCGUUUGAACUGCGCGCCCUUUCCCUCACAAAAAGAGUGGGCGCGCUUUUGAAAUCGGAGUUUUUUCACUUGGAGAGGGAGGUAUUUUGCUGCAUUUUUGAUACUUCCCGGAUGCAAAUGAUACGGUUUUGGCCAAUGGAUCACUGUAUGUAUCAUACGGCAUGACUGAACACAGAGUAAUUUCACUGUAUUUUCACCACAAAAGGAUGAUGUUUUAACAUAAAGAAUUGAUUUCUAAACUGGCAAAGAUAUGGCCAAAAAUUUAUUUUCUCUCUCGGACCGCUCUCCGCGUUUCGCGUACUCUCUCGACCGCAAUACUUGUUGAAUAUCUCAGCUAUAACAGCAAAGCGCGGGCUAAAACUUUCAGGAAUUGAUACAUGGCCUAUGCCCAGAGAUUGCCACGGUCAAAAUGUCGGCUCCGGCUCCGGCUCUUAGCUCCCAGAGCCGGAGCCGAGGCCAAAUUUUCAGCUCCGGCUCCGGCUCUUGGCUCCGUGCAAAAUUUAAAAAGGCCUCCGGCUCCGAAUCCCGGCUCCUAUGCAAAAUGUUUUUUUAAAAAUAUUUUUCCAAAAAUAAAAGCUAUUAGUGCCAGAGAUCAUACAGCCAACGUUUCUGCAGUCAAGUCACAUCCUCCGCAGUGUUUUUCAAGCAAUUUGGUUUAACAAGAUCACGAAAUUUUUACAUUUCUGACCGCUGGGAAGCCUGGCUCCGACUUUGGGCUCGGGAGCCGGAGCCGACCCCAAAAUUUCCGGCUCCGGCUCUGGCUCCCGGCUCGGAGCCAGAGCCGCUCAGAGCCGGAGCCAAGAGCCGGCUCCGGAGCCGUGGCAAUCUCUGCCUAUGCCUAAAACACAUGAAAAAUCUAAAGAAAAUCCGAGCGAUGAACUUGGAAUACUUCCUCUGUUGUCUUCUUGUCCAUCUUCCAUAUUGGCGGACCUGGUCCAGUGGCAAAAAAUGUCCCAUUUUGCUUCUGGGAUGUAUCAAAAAAUUUAGCAAAAUACCUCCCUUUCCAAAUAAAAAAACUCCGUUUUGACGGCACACUUUUGAGACCGGAGUUUUUUUACUUGGAAAGGGAGGUAUUUUGUCACAUUUUUUGAUACUUCCCGGAUGAAAAAUGGUACGUUUUUGCCACUGGAUCAGGUUGGUCACUGUACGUGGGCUAUGCUUAAAAUGUAUGAGAAAUCUGAACAAAAUCUGAGCGUCGUACUUGCAACAGUUCCCUUAUUUCUAUGUACAAGGAUGGACAAUGUCUAUAUUUUAAUUUUUCAGCUUGAUAUUGCAAUUUCCAACGAACAAGUGGUCCAAGAAUUCCUGACCAAAGCCAACGACCGAAUUGGGAAGGAGCCGUUCUACUGCGAUGCCCAAUGCAUGGGCUGGCCACAUGGGGUAUGAAUUUCUACCAGCUUGCAAAAUAUGCUGCGCAAACUUUUGAUUAUUCAAUCGAAUUCUUUUAGAUCUCAUCUUAUGCUGGGUUCUUGCACGACGCGUUGUACGUCUACGCCAACGCGCUGAACAAGACAAUAACGCAGAGACGGAUAAGUCAAGUGUCGAAUGGAACUUUGAUGACGGAAAACAGUCAAAUCCAUUUUGAUGGUAAGCGUUUUCUUUUAAAAUGAAGAAGAAGACUUCACAACGUAUUUUACAAUGCAAGCAAGGUCUUGUUUGUUUUUUAGGGAUCUCCGGAAAAGUAAUCAUGUCAAAAAAUGGAACAAGAAUUCCAAGCAUUACCGCAUAUGGACUAGAUACAUCAAGGACCGCGCAAGCUCUUUUGGAGAUCAAUAUAACCGGAAAUAAUGAAGUAGUAAGUCAAUCAAGGGCUCAGUUUCCUAGAGAGAAAGAUCGUUCCCUACUUUUGGGUCAGCGGCAGUUCGGGUCAACACAGAAUCGAUUGAUACGGGGCGUAGGGCAGGCGAAUGCCCAGGAAAAGUUGUGAGAAGUUCCUGGAUGAUCGGCGGACGCUCGGCGAAGGCUCGGCGGAGACUUGGCGAAGGCUUGCAAUAUGUCCACUUUUUCUAACUUUAGCUAUUACUAACGUUUGUUUUCUUUACCCUGAGUUAUUGUAACAUAUACAAGACCAAAAUUUGCGGCAAAAAACGAAGAUCUGUAACUUUUCACUUGAUGCUACUGAUGUGAGUACAUGUAAAAUACCUCAAAAUAGGUGAUAAUCUAUUAUCCUAGGACCCGGCCAAGCUUAUUAUUUCUACUAACUAAGACUUCUCCCAGCCUCCCCCAUGUACAUUACAAAAAACGACGCUAUCCCUAGCACCGUUGACCCGACUUGUCGCUGACCCGAAAAGUUGUAGCGCCAGCAAAAUAAACGUGGAUAUUUGUACCUCAAAGCUGUCUUUGAUCACACUCCUUGUCUUGGGACUAAUAAAGCCUAACAAAUAUCCAAAACUUCAGUCGAUCGUUCCCCUCGUCGAUGAGUCAGUGAUGUGGGCUCAACGUUCCGACCACCAAAUGCCCCUGUCGCGGCCUCUUUGCGGAUUCUCCGGCAACGAAUGCCCCAUGAGUAUUGGCGCCUACAUUGGAAUCGGAGCCGCCCUAGUCGCGCUAGUCCUACUUGUCAGCGGCGGCGUUGCUUUGUAUUUUUUACGGGAGCGCCUUCGUGAGCAGAAUCAAUCCAAACUCGAGUGGGACAUACCGUAUUUGUCGUUGAAGAAGGUGGAAGAGGACACUCCGGAGGCCAUCAAAAGUAUGCGCUCCAUUGCCAGUGUACAGAGCAAUGGGAGCAAGACGAAUGUUAGUGAGAAUUUCAACGAGACCGAGACUCACUGCUUCUUUAUGUAUCGGCGGAAUGUGGUGUUUGCCAAUAAGCAUCCAGUGCGAAUGAGGCUGAAUAAGCAGGACGUUCAAAGGAUUAAGACGGUAGGUCAGGAAAGUGAAGCCUAGCGACGGUUUUCUCCAUGUACUGUGACGGAUCUGAUCCAGUGACAAAAAAUGUGCCGUUUUGCAUUCGGAAGUAUCAAAAAAUAUAGCAAAAUGCCUCCCUCUCCAACUAAAAAACUACGUUUUGAAGGGAAAAAAGAGCUUUUGAAAUUGGAGUCUUUUCACUUGGAGAGGGAGGCAUUUUGCUACAUUUUUUAACACUUCCCGGAUGCAAAAUGGGACGUUUUUUGCCACUGGAUCAGGCCCGUCAGCUGGGAAAUCGUGUCUUUUUUGUUCCUUCGCCAAAAAAUUCGUCGAGAUCGCGGAAUGACUAUGCUGACUGCCAACCUUUCUCAAAGUGGUAGAGCAUAAUAUGGCGAAUAUGAGUAUGGUCUUCGACACGCAUUUUAUUAACCAAAUAAAAAAAAUAAUUAUUAUAAAAAAAUUUAACAGAACGCGAAUUUUAACUAAUCAAAAAUGCACCACUAAAACCGCCGGAUAUAUUUGAAUCCACCUAAUAGUUUUUUAGUUGUUGAGGGAAGCAUUUCGCUACAUUUUUUGAUGCUUACCUGCAAAACGGUACCAUUUUUCCACUGAGUUAGGCCCGUCAUUGCCCAUUUUUUUGGACACAGCUCGGCGUCAAAAAGCUAACUUUGGAGCAAUAUACACUCAGAAAUAUUCCUUUAUCUGUUCUCUUUACGUAAACGGUAUUAUAUGUGCGAUGUUGUUUAUAGCUCCGUCAAUUCGAUCACGACAACGCGAAUCGUUUCUUGGGGAUCUGCAUGGACGGCCCAAUGAUGUAUUCGUUGUGGAAGUAUUGUCAACGUGGCUCUUUACAGGUAAUCAUCUUAUACAAUCAUUUUGUUUACAAAAAGAAAAACUAACCAUCACGUAUUUUAAAAGUGACUUUUUCCACAGUAUAAAACGCACCUCCAGAGAAAAAAAUAAGAGCCGUAAGAACGAAUUUUCAGGACGUUCUCAGUAAAGAGAGCUAUGUGCACGACCAGUUCGUAAUGUUCGCGUUGAUGAGGGACAUCUGCAACGGCCUUUUGGCCAUUCACAGCUCGGACAUUGGAGUUCAUGGCGCCUUGAAUUCAAUGUGUUGCUUGAUCAGCGAUCGAUGGCAAGUCAAAAUUGGGAAUUUUGGACUUGGUCCAAUCAGAGACCAGCAGCCGAUCAAACGGAAAGGUGAGGUAUUGAAGAGACGUCGGGUAAAAUGACAUGAUGUAUGAUUUCACUUCAGUGACGUGCAGCGGCGAAAUCGUGCUCAUUAUUUUACUGGACAAAGUGACAUCUUCUGCAUACAUACUCUGUUGGCUGUAAAAACCUCUGAAUUUAAAGAUGAUACCUUCAAAUGAUGACUUAGCAUGCAUAGCAGAAGAAGCAUAGUUUUUAAGCGAUUUAGAAGCGAUAUAACAUCAUAGUCGUCCCCAGCGCAAAUUAAGAAAAAGAAAAAUAAAGCAAGAUGUCGAUAUUUUUUUAUCAUUUACACUUUUUCAGAAUACCUCUGGAUGGCGCCCGAGCUAAUCCGAGUCGACGAUCGGCACGGAAAUCAACCCGGCGAUGUCUACAGUUUCGCGAUUAUUUGCUCGGAAUUGUUAAAUCGCGAGAUUGCAUGGGAUGCGACGGAGAGCGAGGACGAUAUCGAUGGUAUGUUCAAUACAUCCAUAAUUGAUUACGUACUUUUUCAGAGAUCAUUUACCGUCUAAAACGAGGCGGGAGCACUCCAUUCCGACCAAAUAUUCACCCGCCGGACGAAGUGGACAGCAAUAUUGUAAGUUGGGAGGAAGAGGGCCGGGAUACAGUGACGGACCUGAUCAGUGACAGAAAAUGUAUCAUUUUGCAUUCGGUAAGUAUCAAAAAGUGUAGCAAAAUGCCUCCCUCUCCAACUAAAAACUCCGUUUUGAAGGGCGCGCUUUUGAAAUCGGACUAUUUUCACUUGGAGAGGGAGGCAUUUUGUUACAUUUUUUGAUACUUCCCUGACGUAAAAUGGUACGUUUUUUUUUGCCACUGAAGGAUUCUCUAUGGUAGAAACAGAUACGAAACUUUUUAUGUGAAAGUCAAGAGUGUCGCCGACUUUCGAUCCAAAAAUCUCCGUCGUCUCUGCAAAAUGCGAAUUAACAGUCUCGUAUAUAUCUGACAAAAAAAUUGGUCUAAAUGUGUGCCAAGUUUCAUCAAAAUCUGAGUGUUGCACUUGAAGCACUUACACUUCCCUUGUAAAAUUUUUUUUGUGAAAAAUAGAAAAAUAAAAGUUCAUCCAAGAAUUCGUAUUUUAAAAAGAGAAGUGUCUUUUUCCUUCUAGAAGUUAUUUUUUAUUGUUUAGGUCCUUCUAAUCAAGGACUGUUGGGCGGAGAAUCCGGACAGUCGACCGACCAUGGAGAAUGUCAGGGUAAUGUUGAAACAAUUGCUCAAAAAUAAGUGAGUUUCUUUCCAGCUGUUAUUAAACUAUCCUAAAAACAAAGUGCAUUGACGUAUUUUACAGCAAACAAAACCUCAUGGAUUAUGUGUUUUCGAUGUUGGAGAAUUACGCCGGCUCUUUGGAGCAAGAAGUCGAACAAAGGACAAGAGAAUUGACCGAGGAGAAAAAGAAAAGCGACAUUUUGUUGUAUCGACUGAUGCCUCAGUAUGUUUAUUCUGCCAAAUUUUAUAGAAUCAGCCAAAUUUUCGAAAAAAAACUUGAUGUUUUCGUGUCGGGACCAAAAAAUGGGAAAAUUCGGAAAUUACUGGGUCUCACCGCGAAAACAACUGGAAAAACUGAAAAAAAUGUGUGUUCUGUACAUGGUAGAGCUUACAACAUUAUUUUCAAAUGUUUUCGUGGUGAGACCAAGGGUUUAAAACAAGUUUAAGAGAAAUGUUGGGUCUCAGCACGAAAACUCCCAGAAUUAAGCAAUAUAAAAACUUUUUGAGUGAAUCUGAAUUUUCAGACAAGUAGCCGACAAAUUGAAGCUGGGAGAAGUUGUUGCGCCCGAAAGCUUCGAUAUGGUUACUGUAUUCUUCUCUGACGUCGUGUCUUUCACUACUUUGGCUUCCAGAUGUACUCCGCUGCAGGUAGGGGAAAUUGGAGUGCUUUAGAAUGAUUUAUAAGGCCUUCAGAGAGUUCUAAGGCGUAUUGUAUACUUAUAAGAGCUAUAAUACGUGUUAGGCUUUGAAAUCACAAAAAAUAAAAUUUUUGGACUAAAAGUUGGUCUUAUAAACAAACGUAGUUUUUUCUGACAUAUUUUUUUAACAGGGGUUGUACCGCAAGUGCGAUGGUUAGAUUUUGAUGAAACUUGGGGACAAAUUUAGAACGACUUUUUCGAAAAAUAUUUGCGAGAAACCUUACUCGCGCUUUGCAGAAACACCCGAGAUCAUUAGACCGAAAGUUGGCGAAAAUUUGACAAUUUUUGCCGAAUUUCGGUAUGAAAAGUUUCAUUCCAUGCCUUCAUAAAAAAAUCAAUUUUUUCCCGCACGAAACUGGCAAAGUUAUGGUGAAAAAGUGUUUUUCUCAAUGCUAUCCACGUUUAGCGUACUCUCUCGGCGGCAAAGAUUGUCCAAUAUCUCAGGAGCGCUUGCAAAACGCGACCUAAAACUUUGAGGAAUUGAUAUGUAGUCUAUGCCGGACAUGUGCACAAAAUUUUAAUAAAAUCUGAGCGUCGCACUUGGAGAGACUUCCCUUGUAAGGAAAGUAUUAAACUAUAGCCAUUGGGGAAGUAAUCUAUUCGAUCCUUCAAGCUUAGAACUUUGUAAUGAGUCCCCUUUUAGGUGGUAAACCUCUUAAAUGACCUCUACACGAAUUUCGACGGGAUUAUCGACAGUUGUGAUGUUUACAAAGUCGAGACAAUUGGCGAUGGCUACCUUUGUGUGUCGGGAUUGCCCCGGCGAAACGGCGAUCUUCAUUGCAAGGAGAUUGCCAACAUGUCCAUGGCAUUUCUGAAAAGUCUUUCCACAUUUCGCAUUGCUCAUCUGCCAAAUGAGAGGAUCAAUAUCCGAAUUGGAUUUCAUACAGGUAAAGCGUUUGCAUAAAUUUAUAUAUAGUAUAUAUUUAUGGCAAAUAAUAUUAUUAUUGCAGGGCCAGUGGUCGCUGGGGUUGUUGGGCUGACCAUGCCGAGAUAUUGUCUGUUCGGCGACACUGUGAAUACGGCGAGUCGGAUGGAGUCGAAUAGCAAACGUAUGUGAUUUAUAUUGGUAUUUUUAUAUCAGUUUGUCGGGAAAAUAAUGAGUGGAAUGUUGCUGCGGCAAUCGCGUCGCUGAAUUGAAGAGCAAUUUGACUUUGUUGGGAGACAAUUUUUUCAAAAAAAAAAUUUAUAAUGCGACAGAGUGCUCAUUAUUUUCCCGACAGACUGAUAAUCUGCAUGAACAUUUUUCGCGUUCGCACAGUGCAUCGCGAAUUCUUCCAAACCUUGUCGCCAGCGCACAGUGCAUUUUUCUUUUUCCGCACAGUGCAAACUUCAAAAAGGCCGCUUGCACUGUGCAAAUUCCUGACGCCGACGCAGCGACUUUGCUGAAACUUUCGGGUGUCGCAGCGAUAUUUAUAGUUAGACGCACAGUGCAAAGAUCAAAAAAAAGGUGAAAUGCACGGUGCAAAGCAGUGUUUUUGUGCACAAUGCGGGCCGCGAAUAAUGUCCAUGCACUUUAUGAAAAUACAUACCAUGAAUCUGUCGGGAAAAUAAUGAGGACACUGUCGCUACUUUAAUCGGGUCGCUGAAGUGAAAAGAAAUUUGACUUUUGCCGCGACACAAUCUAUUUUUUUAAAUUUUUUGCGUGAGGCGAUUUUCUAUGCGACAGGGUGCUCAUUAUUUUUCCCGACAUACUGAUAACACAUAUUUCAAGGCGUCAAAUCUUUUGUGUACUCUCCAAAACCCCAAAAAAACCUCUCACUUUCAGCCGGUCGAAUCCAUAUUUCCGCCUCCGCCAACCACUAUCUGUCCGAGAUUAUCGGCGGCUAUGCGACCGAAUCCCGCGGCGAGGUGAUGAUAAAGGGCAAGGGAUUAAUGGAGACUUUCUGGCUUCUGGGGAAAACAAAUCCCCAAGGAGUAAUCGUUGAUGCCGUCCCCGACCCACCGGAUCCGGAGCAAUUGAAGGCGGUGGCGGAUGUUCCGUUGAUUUCUCCGCACAUGAUUGCGAAUCCAGCCAUCGACUUGACGAAGAAAAACUCAGAAGUCGAUGUGGGAGAUAUAACUCCGGAAACGGCGAGGGCUAAUGAUGUAUUUAGUGAGAGAUUGUGA